This is a messenger RNA of Triticum turgidum subsp. durum (durum wheat), 3948 nucleotides long. NCBI's taxonomy places the organism in Eukaryota, Viridiplantae, Streptophyta, Magnoliopsida, Poales, Poaceae. The record is from the annotation of a GenBank genome assembly.
AUGGACGCCAACUGGCGGCCCACCCAAGGGUCGGACCCCGCCGCGGCGGCCGCCGGCGUUGACCCGAACGCCCUGCCCGCCGCCGGAGGUGAUUGGCGCGCCCAGCUCCAGCCCGAGGCGCGCAGCAGGAUCGUCAAUAAGAUAAUGGAAACUCUCAAGAAGCAUCUGCCAGUAUCUGUGCCAGAGGGACUGAACGAACUUCAAAAAAUCGCUGUGCGAUUCGAAGAGAAGAUCUAUACUGCAGCAACCAAUCAGUCUGAUUAUUUGCGGAAGAUUUCUCUGAAAAUGCUCUCUAUGGAGACGAAGACACAACAGGCUCCUGGAAAUGUUCAAGUGAUACCAAAUCAAAACAACUCUGCUCAUGGACUCCCACCACAAGGCAGCAAUCAAGCACAAACAUCAGUAAUUCCCUUGAUGUCUCAGCAACAGGCCCGGCAGCCAAAUAGCUCUACAUCUGUACAAGCUUCUUCCCUCGCUAAUAUCGGACAGAACUUGCCAGGUGUCAACCAAACAUCAACGAUGCAGAACGCGUCUGUCAUGCCACAGAACACAAUGAAUAAUGGCUUGGUGCAAGGUACUUCACAAGAUAUUUAUGCUGCACAAAGGCAAAUGGCAGGAAGGCAGCAACAGCAACAAUCACAACAAUUAAUUUAUCAUCAGCAGCAAAUGCUUAUGAAGCAGAAAUUGCAGCAGAAUUCACUUAUGCAACCGCAUAUUCAGCAGCAGCAGUCUUUGUUGCAGCCAACACAGACGCAAUCUUCACAGCAAUCCAUGAUGCAAAUGUCAUCUGGCCUUCACCCUGGGCAGUCUACCGUUCCACAGACGCAGCCAAUGGCCAUGCAGUCAGCUACUCAGAGUGGUAUUCAACAGAAUCAAUUGAAUUCCGUACAACAAUCUGUGCAAUCAUUGCUCCAGCAACCUCAGCAAUCUGUUGGGAGGCAGCAGCAACAAGCACAGCCCUCCAUGCAUCAACAACCUUCUUUGCAGAGUCCGCAGCCCAAUAUUCCUUUACAACAGCAGCAUCAACAGUUGAUGGGACAGCAACCAAAUGCACAACAAAAUCAGCUAAUUGGACAACAGAAUGGUGCUAUGGAGAUGCAGCAGCAACAGAGGCUACCAGUUCAGUCAAAUAAUCUCUUGAAUGUGCAGCAAACACAGCAGAUGUUGAACCAGACGUCUACGCCUUUGCAUCAGCCGCAACAAUUGGGCUCUCAGUCAAACAUGUCGAGUCUACAGCAGCAGCAACAAAAUCAACAGCCGCAGCAGCUUCUUGGGACUGUACCUAAUGUUUCAAACAUGCAGCGGAUGCAUAUGCUCCAAACAAAAGUUCAGCAACCACAGCAACAACAGCAUGCUCAGCAGCCACCAAUGGGUUUGAUGCAACCUCAGUCUCAACACAACCAACUUCAACAAUCGCAACAGCAUCUUAUGUCGCAGUUCCAGUCUCAGCCUAACCAACUACAACAGCAAUUAGGGAUGCAGCAAUCCUCCAUGCAGCAAAGACUUCAAACUUCAGGAGGCAUGCUCUUGCAACAAAAUAACAUGGAUCAGCAAAAACAAUUUAUUCAGGCACAUAGGGGCCUUCAAGAAGUUUCCUCUAGUACAUCUGCGGACUCUACUGCUCAAACAGGCCAUGCAGGUGCAGGUGAUUGGCAAGAGGAGAUAUAUCAAAUGAUUAAGAGCUUGAAGGACCAAUACUUUGCAGAACUCAGUGAAUUGUUCAAUAAGAUAUCUGUGAAGCUACAGCAUGUUGACAGCAUUAUACCACCUCAAAAGCCAUCUGAGCAGUAUGAUAGAAUGAAGAGCUUUAAAAUAAUGUUGGAACGUAUAUUACAAAUGCUGCAAAUUAGCAAGAGUACCAUCCAACCUGCUAUGAGGGACAAAGUUCCUCAAUACGAGAAACAGAUUAUCAGUAUCUUGAAUUCACAAAGAAGGAAGCCAGUACAGCCACAAAUACAGCAACACUUCCAGCCACCUGCAGGACAAGCUCCUAAUUCUAGCAUUUCACAGCAGCAACAGCCUUCCCAAACUUUGCAGCAGCAUGAUAGUCAUACUAAUCCUCAAGCAAGUUUGUCAAGCAUGAGCACUGGGUUACAGUCCUCUAGUGCAGCUGGUAUCCAGCAUGUACCUGCGCCUCCAACAAAGAACUUCAGUGCCCCCACACAGCAAAAUGGUGCAAACAUACAGCAUCAGGCUGACUCUAAUUUGGAGACUGCUCAAGGAGGCAAUUUCAAUUCUUUGCAGCAUGGUUCAGUGAGUAGUGCAUUACAACAGGGAAGCACUGUGCCGAUGCAGGGAACAAUGAAUACACAACUGCAGACAAGUAGUAGCAUGUUAUCUCACAACUCAAUGAGUACGAUGCAACCUAACGGUAACUCCAUGCAAGCAAAUGCAAGUUCAUUUCUGCAGCUGAAGCAGCAACAGCAGGAUCAUCAAAUGAUGCAGAGUCAGCAAAUGAAGCGUCAGAUGUUUCAACAGUACCAGCAAAAGCAACAAAUGCUUCAACAGCAGCUCCCAGUACAGCAACACUUGCAGAAACAGCAGCCAGUACAGAUGCAGAUUCCACAGCUUCAUGCUGGAAAUGACGUUAACGAGGUAAAGGUUAGACAAGGAACUGCAAUGAAACCUGGUAUGUAUCAACAGCACUUGGGCCAACGCAGUAACUAUUAUCAUCAGCAGUUGAAACAGAGUGGUGCUUUCCCAAUUUCGUCACCACAAAACAACCUUCAAGCAUCAUCCCCACAAAUUUCUCACCAUUCUCCUCAGGUUGAUCAGCACAAUCCAUUGCCAUCUCAAGUCAAGACUGGGACACCCUUGCAUUCAGUUAACUCACCAUUUGUUCCAUCACCAUCCCCGUCUAUCGCCCCUUCUCCUAUAACAGUGGAUUCAGACAAACCACACUCCAAUAUAUCAUCACUUACUAAUACUGGGCAGGCUGGACAUCAGCAAACAUCCCUAGUGCCACAAACACAAUCGAUUGCUGUGAACACACCAGGGAUAUCAGCAUCGCCCUUGCUAGCAGAAUUUACAAGCGUGGAUGGAAGUCAGGCUAACAUGCCAACUCAAGCUCCAACCAAAUCAAGUGCAGUAGAAAGGCCUCUGGUUCGCUUACUUAAAGCAUUGCGAACAACACAGCGCGAGUCUCUUAAUGCUGCAGUUAGCGACAUUCGAUCUGUUGUCAGCAUGAUUGACAGGAUUGCUGGGUCAGCACCUGGUAAUGGCUCGAGAGCUGCUGUUGGUGAAGAUUUAGUUGCUAUGACAAAGUGCCGGUUACAAGCCAGGAAUUUUAUAACAAAUGAUGGAAGUGGUGCAUCGAAGAAAAUGAAGCGUGAUACAAGUGCCAUGCCUCUUAAUGUGUCAUCAGCUGGAAGUUUCAACGAUAGCUUCAAGCAAACAUUUAGUGUAGAUACCCCUGAUCUACAAUCAACUGCAACCUCACAGGCCAAGUGGCAAAAAAUUGAGGUAAAUCAUGCUCUCUUGGAGGAGAUCCAGGAGAUAAACCAACAGCUCAUAGACACGGAGCUCCAUGUAUGCGAGGACGAUGCCGAGUCAUUCGCUGGUACAUGUGAAGGAGCUGAAGGGACAGUCAUCAAAUGCACAUUUACUGCUGUGGCUGUUAGUCCGAGCUUGAAGUCCAUUUUUGCAUCUGCACAGAUGAGCCCAAUUAUGCCGUUGAGGUUGCUUGUUCCUGCUAGCUACCCUAAAUGCUCCCCGGUGCUCCUCGACAAGUUUCCGGAUGAACAAAGAAACUCGGAAGACCUGUCUAUGAAAGCAAAGUCAAAGUUUAGCAUAUUACUGCGGGGUCUAGCUGAGCCCAUGUCGCUGCGAGAAAUCGCAAGGACAUGGGAUGCUUGUGCACGCAAAACCAUUGCAGAGUAUGCUCAGAAGACUGGCGGAGGAAGUUUCAGUUCGAGUUAUGGUUGCUGGGAAAGUUGUGUAGGUGCUUGA